CUGGGCCGGGUGGCGGGGUCACGUGACGCCCCAUUCGUUCGUACCGGGGCCGCGCGGUUUCGCGCUCCGCUCGCUCACCGAGACCGCAACACACAAACCCACACACACACACAAAUAAACACAACAGACACAUACAACAACAAAACACACACACACACACAAACCUCACCAGGUACACAACGCACAACACCCCCGGGCUCUCACGCGCGGCGGAGCAGAGAACAUGACGCGCAGGAAGCGCUCGGGGGAACACACGGUGGAGGAGCUGGAGUCGGCGGUGGAGCAAGGCACCUGGGAGAGUGACUUGCAGCCCCGGCGCACCUCCGCCCGUCUCACCCGCGCCGCCUCCAUGCAUGCAGACAUCAUCUUCCACUGCGCAGAAGACUCUGCAUACACGACACGGCGCUCAGUCCGCACCCAGCAGAAUGGCACUCCUAAAAAAUACCCUUUGAGAGGGACGCGCUCACUCUCUGAGUCAGAUCUGCCUGCAGAGCCCCCUCCAGAAUUGAAAACUCCCGUGGAGAGGGAGCAAACGCCUCCGCGCACACCAGAGGAGAUCGCUGGCCUCUCCGAGUCGGAGGUGGAGGCAGCGAGUCCUGGCCAGGACUUUGCAGACCGAGGCACGCCGUACCACGAGCUCACCGGCCAUCUCACCAACCGGCCCAAGCGCAGGCGAUACCACGAGAGCUACAACUUCAACUCCAAGUGUCCCACCCCGGGAUGCGACUCCCUCGGUCACCUCACAGGGAAACAUGAGCGACACUUCUCCAUUUCAGGGUGUCCCCUGUACCACAACCUCUCUGCCGAAGAGUGCAAGUUGAGGGCUCAGCAACGUGAAAAGCAGGAGAGAACUCUAGCACACAAGCAACUGGAAAACAACCGCCACUUCACGAGGCAGCAGGCAUCGCCAAGCAAGCAGCAGCGCUUCAAGGAGAAAGUAGUUGAGCUGCGCAAGCGUCGCUCAAUUCCUCCGGCUGAGCAGAAGGAGAAAAUAGUGGAAAAUCCACGAAGUCAAGAAAAUAGCCGAGAACCCCUUUUGCAGGGCCUCACCUCGGACUACGACCUGGAACUGUUCCGCAAGGCCCAAGCACGGGCGUCGGAUGACUUGAUGACUGUGCCUGUUCAGGAGAAGAUGCGGCUAAAGGGUCACCUUACGGAGGGGACAAACAUGAUCAAGUCAAUAAUGUUUGGCCGCUACGAACUAGACACAUGGUACCACUCGCCAUACCCUGAAGAAUAUGCACGCCUGGGCCGGCUUUACGUGUGCGAGUUCUGCCUCAAAUACAUGAAGAGCCAGACCAUUCUACGGAGGCACACGGAGAAGUGUGUAUGGAAGCACCCCCCUGGAGAUGAAAUCUACAGGAAGGGAACCAUUUCAGUGUUUGAGGUGGAUGGCAAGAAGAAUAAGAUCUACUGCCAAAAUUUAUGUCUCCUGGCCAAGCUUUUCCUCGACCACAAGACACUCUACUAUGAUGUGGAGCCCUUCCUUUUCUAUGUAAUGACGGAGGGUGACAACACAGGCUGCCACAUCAUAGGAUACUUUUCAAAGGAAAAAAACUCGUUCUUGAACUACAAUGUGUCCUGCAUCCUGACAAUGCCACAGUUUAUGAGGCAGGGCUAUGGAAAAAUGUUGAUUGAUUUCAGCUAUCUGUUGUCCAAGGAGGAGAAUAAGAUCGGUUCACCUGAGAGGCCCCUUUCCGACUUGGGCCUCAUCAGUUAUCGAAGCUACUGGAAGGAGGUGCUGCUGCGAUAUCUCCACGCUUUCCAGGGCAAGGAGAUCUCAAUUAAAGAAAUUAGCCAGGACACGGCAGUGAACCCCGUGGACAUUGUGAACACGUUACAAGCCCUGCAGAUGCUCAAGUACUGGAAAGGAAAGCAUCUUGUGCUCAAAAGACAGGAUGUCAUUGAUGACUUUUUGGAAAAAGAAGCCUCAAAACCAGUCUCAAACAAAGUAAUCGACCCUGCAAGUCUAAAAUGGACACCUUCAAAGUGCAGCUAAUUUAUGUUUUUUUUACGCCAAUGCAUUGUAGUUUGAAAUUAUUUUACUUAGUUUUUAGUGGUGAGCAUUUCAGAUUGGUUUCUUAACAAGCAUUCUUUUUUUACGCACAGUUGUAUUUUUUAAGUUUAACGAAUUGGUGAUAUGUAUUCAUACGGUUUGGGUAAUAUUGGUUGUGGUUUGUUUUAAUUACAUGCCUUGAAAUAUUUUCGUUUUUUUUGUUUACUUGAACUUAUUAAUGUUAUUAAUUUUUUUUUACAAGUAUCCAACAUGUAUUAUACUGUAUUCCCUUGAAAAGUUAAUGUUCCUUCUACCGAGGCUUUAAAAAAAUUGGUCCAUUGGCAGGUUCAGUUAUUACUGUACUUUCACCUCAGAGACAUUAACUGUCAUAAUGUUAGAUGGAAACACUGACUGCAUUCUGUGGAUUGAAAACAGUGUUAAACUCUUGGUAAAAAAUUGUCUGCAAAAAAACUAAGACCAUUUUAAUUUAAACGUUAUCGUGCAAAACAUGUCCGAGUCAAAAAAUACCUAUAUUUAAUAGCCUUUUUCAAAGGCUAAUGUGGGACAUAAAACUUGCCUUAAGUCACAUUAAUUCUUAAACAUUUUUAACCAAAUUACAUGUGUUAUGGUGAUAAACCACAACUGCCAAACUUUAGAACACUGGUGUGCUGGCUGUAACAUUUAUUUUUUAAAAUGUUUGUAAAGUUUGAAGACUGAAAUUUAGGUGUAAUAAAUUUCUCCAGUUUAAAAGUGAUAGCUGUUAUUUGCGUAAUCUGGACAGAACAAAGCACAUCACUCAGGCAUUGCAAAGUGGUUUGGCAAAUGUUGAGUUGUGUGAGCCAGUAUUGAUGUCUGGUGUUCGGAACUGGCAUCUUUAAUCUCUUGCAUUAAACAUUGAGUGGACAAACACACGCUGUCAAGUCCCAUGCAUACGUUUUAUGUGGAGUAGAGAGAAAAAAACGUGUAGAUUUGAAGUGUACAUAAGGCAGUUCCUCUGUAUUUAAAUUAUAAGUGUAUUUUUCAGGCAGCUAUGAAAUAUUGUGGGUUGCUGUGUAGCGCUUACACAAAAAUAAAAUCCUCGCGUUCUUUUUUUGUCGUUGCAAAAUGCAGAGAAGCAGCUGCUUUAUGCAUACUUCCUUGACUAACAAAUCAGGACGGUGACUCACUGUCAAAAUGAAAUACUACUUCACAAACGCACAGACAGGAAACAAUGUAACACUGCCUUCCCAUGGCAGAGACAGAAUGCGUUUGCCGUUAAGGAUUCUACAGCUGUAAACUCGCCCAAGCAUCAAAAUGAGUGACCUCGACAGUAGGGCAAGCAUUAAAACAGUUGCCAAGCAGGUUUUUUUCAUCAAAUUUUUUUCUAUGGAAAAGACCUUGUAUUCAGCUGCUAUAUAUAUCCGAUAUAUUCGCAGGUUGUACUCUGUGUUGUUUGGCAUGAAAUCUGAAACUUUGCUGCACGUGCUGGGAGCUUCUACAGGAACGCCUGAAGAAAAAUCUUCCAGCACAUGGAGCGAAGCAUCGGACAUCGUACCAAGCGACGCACGACACCACCUGGAAAUGCAUUGGAGAGUAACAAGCAACACCCUGAUAAAAUACACAGUCGUAUUGAACUACUGCAGUUGGUUACUUUAAAUAUGGAACAGCUCAUCACUCGUUCUGUUUUGAAUAUGAUCCCGGGAUGUGUGCCGUUGUCUUACAAGGAACACUACACGUCUACCAAACCAUGAGCUUCAUAGCUCAUCGGAUUCCUCCAAACUAAAUAAAGAUUCUGAUUGUUCGAUGUGUUUUAUGGUUAUAUCGUGUUUGGCGUGAUGUCCAAAAUGCUCCACGUGCUGGGAACUUCAUAAGCGUCGAACAUCAUGCCGAAUUAAAAUCGGUACAACCUGAAAACACAUUGGCGUUCUGUACAGCACAAACACGAAAACCUACGCGGAAGUCCUACCAUGGAUGUUUGCCAUGUCCUGCACUUGUACAUCACUGAUUAUAUGAUCUGCUACCUUACUGUAUAAAGCAAUGCCACUUGGUGAAGGAGAUUAAAGGACACUUCAUGACAAUUGCAUUGGUUUAGUUUGGAGAAAUAUCAACCAGUGGUCUGUUGUGAUUUGUUUUGCACGCAUACAUAUUCGGAGGGUGGAAAACUUUUUUUAUUUGCAUUAACAGACAUGCAAAGAUUGAAAGUUUUCAUAAACCAUUACACUGUCAGGCGAUGCAAUUAAAUUGGGUGACGAUAUAAAAGAAAAACGCCAAUCACUGCUUUUGCAAUGACUGCUAAAAACAGCAGCAACCUUGCUGUAUUGAACCAGUGUAGACUGCGGUAAAUAGUAAAUGGGCUGUAAUAUCGGCAUUACCUGAUGAGACAUGGCGGGUGGCUGAACAGCUGUUGCCUGCAUCUGUUGCUUGUGAUGCCAUGGCCCCAAGGCCACCUUGUAUGCCACCCAAGGGAGAAUCCCUUGUGCGCCAGGCCUUGCCCAACUCGAUGAUAGACGAGGGACAAUGUAUGCCCAUUUACACUGCUUUGUGCAUGGGAUUAUGCAAAGGUGUGUUGGACUUCAGAUUGUACUAAAUGUGCAUUGUACAAUAAGAAAGUUAACCUCUAUUAGAAUUAACUGGACGUAUGGUUUAUCAUCCUAUGGUAUGUUUUAGCUUUUUUGUUGUAUAAUGCUUGUUUUAUUUAAAUGCCAUGACAUAGAGCUGCAUAACAACCUUAUGGGUUAGCGAUGAUGGUGGCUGCCCAAGUCACAAAGCCGCGAGUGCUUAAAGUUUUGUGAAUGUCAGAAAACGUAACAGUUUUUUUUACCCAAUUUUACAGAUACGUCAAUGCAUGAUUAUGCUGGCAAACCCACAUACACACGAAUCACAUGACAGUAAAUAACAGAGUUAUGUCAUGAAUAUUACUUUCAAGGGAUUCAACAUUCUUUGUUUAGGCUGUGCCUGCAUUAAACAAUGAUUAAUCCACAUGCGCGACUUGAGCGCUCAGUCCUUCAUUAUUUUUGAUUACCUGGUGACUGAAUUAUCCAUCUGAUAGUUUUCACACACUGAUAGGAGGUAAGCAUGGUGACACAGUGGUAAAACUUGUGCCUCAGCAAGAAGGACCUGAGUUUGAUUCCCAACUUUCUGUGUGGAGUUUGUGUGGUCUCUCCUGUUCGGAAAGGGAUUCUUCUCGGUUAUCCAAUGCUAUUUACUAGUCUUUAUUCUCAUACAGUGCCGAGAAAACGUUUAUAUACAUCGCAUGGAAAUUACUCAAUUUGGAUUACUGAGUAACGUAGCCACCUAAUCCAAAAGCGUGGCAAGGCCUUUCGAAAAGGAGUUAAGUGAAGCCUGCAUCGGUAAAUAAGCACAAAAAGAAAGUGAUGCAGCUUGUCAAUAAUGAUAUGUAUUAAGUUGUGCAGCCCAUCGACAUUGUAACUGUAAAGUUUAACCACAACUUGUGGUUUCCUCAUACGAAGAAGUGUGGUGCUUCGCGGUGUAAAAUGUCACUCGCUGUUGUUCCCCCGAAUAUUCGACUGCUAAUGAACUUUAAUGUAAAUAUGUUCGCUUCCAAAGCGAGUGUCGGACGGAUGUUAUUGAUGAAGCUUUAAGUUGGAAACGCUGACGACGAAUUGAUUCCAAAUGUAAAAGUGUUCAAUUAUUUCAAACAUCGUACAUUAAAGUAUCGUUACGUGCA
Petromyzon marinus (sea lamprey) is the source of this 5663-nucleotide messenger RNA. RefSeq names its product histone acetyltransferase KAT7-like. Gene Ontology annotation, cellular component: histone H3-K14 acetyltransferase complex; chromatin; nucleus. Gene Ontology annotation, molecular function: chromatin binding; zinc ion binding; histone H3 acetyltransferase activity. The record is from RefSeq and is a predicted model, not a curated record. NCBI's taxonomy places the organism in Eukaryota, Metazoa, Chordata, Hyperoartia, Petromyzontiformes, Petromyzontidae. Gene Ontology annotation, biological process: regulation of transcription by RNA polymerase II.